This is a messenger RNA of Xenopus laevis (African clawed frog), 2324 nucleotides long. It is a transcript of the gene slc9b2.S, whose product is annotated as solute carrier family 9 member B2 S homeolog. The record is from RefSeq and is a predicted model, not a curated record. Gene Ontology annotation, cellular component: membrane; plasma membrane. Gene Ontology annotation, molecular function: antiporter activity. Bases 429 to 2051 code for a protein of 540 amino acids. Gene Ontology annotation, biological process: monoatomic cation transport; proton transmembrane transport; transmembrane transport. The transcript is spliced from 13 exons. Lineage: Eukaryota; Metazoa; Chordata; Amphibia; Anura; Pipidae.
AAUUAGACAGUUUUAGUGUAGGGUGACCAGUAAAACCAGAAAGCUUUAGAUUGAAUGUCCGUGUCUAUCGGGGAAAAAAAGAGCGAUAAAGAUACUAAAAAAAGACAUCCUUGUUUGAUUUUUAAGGCAUUUGCCAAGGAAGGAGCUCAGGUAAUUGCGACAGACGUCAAUGAAACAGCUGAAAGAACUGGAAGCUUACUAAGGCUCUUUCCCGGAGCUGGUCCCCGUGAUAUACGUAAUGAUGGUUCUGUGAUGAAGCGUCUAAUUGUGCGAGUGGAGACUCGGCCGCUCCUACUGGUCAGAGAGGAAACUGAGGCGGUAGGGGAAAAGCUGCGGCAGCGUUGGGGCUCGCCGGUUGUGUAAGGGAUGAUCUUCUUCCAGUCUGAGUGUCUUGCCGGCUGCUGAACUGAUAUCUAUGAUCGACGAGGAUGGAAGAAUCUGUAUUUAGUAUGGACAAAGCUGGACAAGGCAAAGAUAAUCCCAUGGAGAAUGCUGAUUAUAUCAAUAUGGUAACUGAGAAUGGGUUCAAAACAGAGCAAAAUAAGGAAAUCCCUUUAGUGGCCUUGGAAGUACCAGAUGGACUUGCCCCCAUAGAUGAUUGUGCACUGCUGAACAGUGAUGAACAACUGCCUAAAGUAUCCCAAACUCAGUCCAACACCUGCAUGAAGAUCAGACGAGUAUUUGCCUGUCCUCCACAAGGAUGUUUCUCGUUGGCAAUUACAAAUGCUAUCAUGGUGAUACUAGUUUGGGCAGUUGUCUGGUCUGUAACUGGCCCCGAAUGUCUGCCUGGAGGAAACCUUUUUGGAAUUUUAGCUAUUCUCUUCAGUGCUGUCCUUGGGGGCAAACUCAUUAGUCUCAUCAAGAUACCAAGCCUUCCUCCUCUGCCUGCUCUCCUUGGGAUGCUGCUAGCUGGUUUUCUUAUACGAAAUAUCCCUGUCAUCACUGACCAAGUCCAAAUUCAUCAUAAGUGGUCUGCAGCUUUGAGAAAUAUGGCGUUAGCCAUUAUCUUGGUACGAGCUGGCCUUGGACUGGACUCAAAGGCAUUAAGAAAACUGAAAGCCGUCUGUUUGCGUCUUUCCUUUGGUCCCUGUGCUGUAGAAACUUGCACAGCAGCUGUUGUCUCCCAUUUUAUAAUGGGUCUCCCCCUGAUUUGGGGAUUUAUGCUUGGUUUUGUCUUGGGAGCGGUAUCCCCUGCUGUUGUUGUCCCUUCUAUGUUAAUAUUACAAAAACAAGGAUUUGGGGUAGAUAAAGGUGUCCCAACCCUGCUCAUGGCAGCCGGAAGCUUUGAUGAUGUCCUAGCAAUCACUGGCUUCAAUACUUGUUUGGGCAUGGCUUUCUCCUCAGGCUCCACCAUUAACACCAUUGUGAGGGGUGUAUUGGAAGUGGUGGUUGGCAUAGCAGCUGGGCUUCUUUUUGGAUUUUUUCUUCAUUAUUUCCCAAGCAAGGACCAGGAAAAUCUAAAAAGCAAGAGAUCUUAUCUUGUUUUGGCGCUGUCAGUAUUUGCUGUCUUUGGCAGCUUGUAUUUUGGCUUCCCAGGGUCAGGAGGACUGUGCACACUUGUUAUGGCUUUUCUUGCUGGAAUUGGGUGGUCGACUGAUAAGACUGUGGUUGAAGACGUUAUAUCUGUCUUUUGGGAUAUCUUCCAGCCAUUGCUUUUUGGUUUGAUUGGAGCAGAAAUAUCUGUUGCAUCACUGAAACCUGCGACUGUUGGGUUGUGUAUCGCCACUCUGCUCAUUGCCUUGAUAAUCCGAAUAUGCAUCUCAUUCUUAAUGGUUUGCUUUGGUGGUUUUAACCUGAAGGAGAAGAUCUUUAUUUCUUUGGCAUGGAUGCCCAAAGCCACAGUACAGGCUGCUAUAGGUUCUGUUGCCCUGGAUACAGCAAGAACACAAGGAAAUACACAGUUUGAAGACUAUGGGAUGGAUGUGCUAACUGUUGCUUUCCUGGGAAUUCUGAUCACAGCACCAAUAGGAGCUCUUGUUAUAGGCCUAACUGGGCCAAAACUGCUCGAGAAAUCAAAAAAUGGGACUGUUACAGAAGAAGGUUCUCUAUAAAAACAUCUCCACUCAUGCUGGCCAUGGCACACCGACUAUUUUUUUUACCUGCUAUGGAGAUUUUUUUAACUACAAGUCUAAUCAGAAGCAAAAAUAUUUUCUGCACAAAAGUUGCAACAAUUCUAAUGUCUAGGGUAUUUAAUAACAAAGCUUUGCAGGAAGAAAACAGAACCAAAGAAUUGUGGGUGACAAUACAGAAGUGGAAAGUAUGUCACUUCUGCAUUAUUUUAUUCAAUCACAGUGAUGUCACACUUGUGCAGGAGGGUGGGCUUU